CUUCUGCCCGACAUCAUGGAAACUGACUACAAAUAUCAGACAGAAUAUGCCAAAAGUAAUCGCUCUACAUGCCGGGCCUGCAAACUGAACAUUAAUCAGGGCUCGCUGCGAAUGGCCGUCCUGGUGCAGUCCUCGACCUUCGAUGGGAAAAUGCCCCUCUGGUUUCACUUUAACUGUUUUUUCAAAAAGUCGAAAGUCAUCUCCACCAGCGAUAUAAAAAACUUUGAUGGGCUGAAGUUUGAAGAUCAAGAGAAGAUCAGAAAUGCCAUGAAGACAGAUGCCUUUGACCUGACCAACUUUGGUCUUAAACGUACCGGUGAAAGCAAGGACAAGUGUACCUCGUGUUCAAAAGUUAUUUCGGUGUGUUUCCUCUCCCUGUCUGUUUACUAUCUUUAUUUUUUAAAGGAUUUACUCCCUCAUACUACUGAUACAUAA
Messenger RNA from Dibothriocephalus latus, 435 nucleotides. The record is from the annotation of a GenBank genome assembly. NCBI's taxonomy places the organism in Eukaryota, Metazoa, Platyhelminthes, Cestoda, Diphyllobothriidea, Diphyllobothriidae.